Messenger RNA from Larimichthys crocea (large yellow croaker), 4074 nucleotides. Its product is annotated as titin-like. The record is from RefSeq and is a predicted model, not a curated record. Gene Ontology annotation, biological process: immune response; cell surface receptor signaling pathway. The transcript has 18 exons. Gene Ontology annotation, cellular component: external side of plasma membrane. The coding region runs from base 296 to 3571 and encodes 1091 amino acids. Gene Ontology annotation, molecular function: transmembrane signaling receptor activity. Lineage: Eukaryota; Metazoa; Chordata; Actinopteri; Sciaenidae.
UUUCAUCUGAUAUUUUCCAUUAUUUCUCUCAUGAUUUGAGCUACUGACUGAGUAGCUGUGUGCCAUCCUCAUUUUGUCUAAACCAUGCGAAGACGUGUGCAAAUAUGUGGUCAAACCCAGUGUGGUGAUGGGAGAAGGAAGCAGAAAGCUAAACUGAGAAAAAGAGUUUGUAGAAAGCGUAUGCUUUCAUAUUUCUACGAAAUGUAACUUCUUUUUUUCACAGUUCUCUGUUUCUCUUCCUCCACCAGUGUCAGUCUUUCAGUGCCUCAGCUCUGAAUGUGGGAACACUUUGAGAAUGGGGCACACUUUCUUCUGUAUGCUGUCGUUUUUCCUGCUGAAUAUACUCCUUGACUGUGGACAUACUCGAGAUGCUGAGCUGACCUAUAAACCGAACUCACCCUAUUUAUUUACCGGAGAGUCUGUUACCUUCACAUGUGACAUGAGAGAAGGAAAUGACACCGACUGGCAUUACAAAUUCAACAGAAAUGGUCAACAAAUUGUCUCCUUCAGCACAAAAAACACACAUUCGCUUAAACUGACGGCUGACUUGAGUGGUGACUAUCAGUGCAUUGGUCGUCACAACGGCUCAGAAAAAGAUGAAAAAGAGAGCAACAGUGUUACCCUAUACGUAUCAGCACACAAACCCAAGGUAACUCUGAGAGCAGACAGGACAGCUAUACCAGUGGGUGGCAGUGUGACGCUGAUUUGUUCUGUGGAAGGCUCGACUGGCUGGGAAUAUGCUUGGUUCAGACGUAGCUCAGACUUUCAUAACAUCAUACACAUGAUAGAUGGCGACAGCUCAAUCAUCAGUGUCUCACAAGAAGGCAUGUACUAUUGCUACGGAAGAAGAGGAAACCCGGUCUUCUUCACAGAACACAGUGAUAUGUUUCGCGUUGAGAUGACUUUGUCCAACAGGACCUUUGUGACCCGGCAACAGAACUGGACUCGAAUAUACAGUGGCGAGACGAUCAAUGUCAGAUGUGAGAUCGAGGGAGGAGAAGACACUGAGUGGGAGUAUGAAUGGAGAACAACCAGCUCAAACACACCUCCAGCACACAGUGAAUACAAAAUCAAAAGUGCUUCCCACAGUGGAUCCUACUGGUGUAAGGGUAGAAGAGACUUGUAUUCCUCAACAGAGUGGAGUAAGGCCUUCUCACUCACAGUACUAUCUCAUAGGCCCAAGCCCACAGUUAGAGCAGAUAGGAGGAUCAUACCAGAUGGUAACAACGAAAGACUGACCUGCUAUUUGGACAACUCUGCUGAGUGGAAAUACUACUGGUUCCGACGUCGCUCAGUUUUGUCUGAAAGUGAGAUCAUUAGAGACGGUGAGCCAGAUAGAGUUAUCAGUAUCUCAGAAGGAGGCAUCUACCACUGCAGAGGAGGGAGAGGAACCCCGGUUUUCUUUACAGAGGACAGUGAUGCAGUUACCAUUGAGAAAAGGGUUUCCAGCAAGCCUGUUGUGUCUCUGCACCCCAACUGGCCUCUGAUAUUCAGUGGUGAGGCGAUCACUAUUAAAUGUAGGAUUUAUGAAGAUACAAUCACUGAGUGGGAAUAUGAAUGGAGCAAACCCAACUCAAACACAAGUCCAGCAGACGAUGAACACAGGAUUAGCAAUGCCACUGUGUCUAAUAGUGGAAACUACAAGUGUGUGGGUAAACACAAAUGGGACACGUACUCCUUAUCAGAGUGGAGCGAUGUCGUCACACUGAUAGUUUCAUCAAACAGACCAAAGGCUGAACUGAGUGCUGAUGACAGAGUCAUUCCAGUAGGGGGCAGUGUGACCCUGACCUGCUCUGUGAAGACAUCAUCAUCUGGUUGGAAGUACUUCUGGUACAGAGGAGAGAAAACCUCUGAACCCCUGACCACACAAGAUGUUUUACUGUCAACUGGACAAAUCAGUGUCUCACAGGAAGGAGUCUACUGGUGCAGAGGAGGAAGAGGAGAGCUAGUUUACUACACAGAGUACAGUGAUUCAAUCAGUAUUAACAAAAGUGACACAAACAAGGCUGUUGUGACUCUGCAACCAAACUGGUCGAAAAUCUUCAGUGGAGAGACGAUCACUCUCAGAUGUGAGAUCAAGAACGGAGGAGACACUGAGUGGGAAUAUGAAUGGAUAACAACAAGCUCAGAAAAACCUUCAAAUCAAAAAGAAGUCAGUAUUAGAUCUGCUUCUGUAUCUCACAGUGGACAGUACUGGUGUAAGGGCAGACAGAAAAGAGCAGAGCAGAAUUCAACAGGAUGGAGUAAUGCCUUCCAACUAAUAGUGUCUUAUGAAAAACCCAAGUCUGUCCUCACUGUGUCUCCAUUGUGGCUGAAUGCUGGAGACUCAGUAACUCUGAACUGUGAGGUUGAACAUCAAUCUGCAGGAUGGAGGUUCUACUGGUAUAAGACUGUUCCCAAACUAUCAGACAUGUAUAUUACCUACAACUACGGCUACAGGUACCAUCGAUUUAUAGAUACGCAUAGGAUGGACAGUCGACGAUUUUAUACAGACUCCUACAGCUAUGAGCUGCUGUCUGGGAGUAACAACGGGACUGAAGAGGGUUCCUACAUCAUCCAUGGACAGACACACACAGCAGGAUAUGUGUGCAGAGCUGGAAGAGGAGACCCUGUGUAUUACACUUAUUAUAGUGAAGAAAAGUUUGUCUGGUCUGCAGAUUUUAAUUCACAGGCGUCUCUCGCAGUGAGUCCUGACAGAGUGCAACACUUCAUCUAUGACUCUGUGUCGCUGAGCUGUCAGGGAAACUCUACUGAGUGGAGAGUGAUGUUUCUAGAAAACUACAGAUCAUCUGUGUCACACUGCUCCACCUUGGGAACAAUGACUGGAUCCACAUGCAACAUGUACACUUCCUGGCAGACUGAUGGAGUGUACUGGUGUGAGUCUGGAUCAGGAGAGUUCAGCAACGCAGUCAACAUCUCUACACAUUUUUCUAUUAUCCUGGUGAGUCCUGUCCAUCCUGUGACUGAGGGAGAUUCUGUCACUCUUGGUUGCAUGUUGAGGCCAGGACAAUUACUUUCCAAUGUCACUUUCUACAAGAAUGACAACCUCAUCCAAAAUAAUGACAGAGCAGAGCUGAACAUCUCUGCGGUCUCAAAGUCAGAUGAGGGCUUCUACAGGUGUGAAUACUCAGGACAGAAGUCAGCGAACAGUUGGAUCUCAGUAAAAUCAUCCAGCUCUCCAUUUCCUGUGUCACUGAUCGUCGGGCUGUUCAUUGGCGUUUUACUGAUUGUUCUCCUGCCACUGCUGGUGCUUUUUUGGUACAAAAAGUCAAAGGGUAAAUGUUGUCACAGGCUCAUCCAGUCUGAGAGAACCAAUCAGGGUUCUGCUACAGCUCAAACUGUCAACCGAGAUGAAAGUCAAGUAUACUCCUCUCUUCUCCGUGGUGAUGCUGGUGUCUACGAAACACUCUGUAAUUCUGGAAACACUCGACGUGGUGAGCAGGCCGAUGACUGCAGAACUGUUACAUCUCACAUUCAGCCCGAAGGUCUUGGAAAGAGGGGAGUAUGUGAUGAUCCAGCGGAAAGCUCUGACUACAGUAACGUGGAGCCAGGUUCAAUUACAGGUCCAUAAAGAGAAGUGCAUCAUCAGCAAAAUAACAAAAGUGUGGACAGCAUUCAAACAGUUACUGUUAUAUUGUACUUUAUUUCCUGUCGAUUUCUGCUGAAUUUGCUUUUCUAUUUAUGAAUAUUUUAUUGCAAUGAUAUAACCAGUUUGUACAUAGAACUAUAAAUGUGUCUUUUCAUGUCAGUAAUCGAGCUUGGUGGUUUGUUAUUUUUAGUCUUGUACAGAUAACUUGUUUGAGCAUUUAACUAUUGUAAGCUUACUUCCAUUUUUGAUAAUAUCAUUAUUAAUAAUUUUAUAUAUGGUGGCAGUUUUGUUUUAUUUAGUCCCUGCUGUGGUAUUCAUCACCGCACUCAUCCGUGUAGAGGAUUUUAUCUGCUGUUAACAUAGUAUAUAUUAUCUAUUUAUAGUAUAAUUUAUCUAGCCUACACACCGGUACAGCAUAUAAUAACAUAAAUAACAUGACGUGUUGUCAUGUUGGCAUUAAAUAAAAAAUGGGAAUGUAAUUUUCC